AACAGGAAGUUUAACGACUGCAGAGCGUGUUCUCACUUACUCCUCUCGAGACAGUCUCACAGUCACUUAGCCCAGAGUGUUGCAGAUAGGACAUUAGAGCUAUGGAGGUCUUCAUGGAGGCAGCUGCCUACCUUGAGUCACAGCAUAUUCCAGUGGAGGCUGUAGGUGAGCCAAGUCCUGAUCCACUGCAGGAGGAUGUGUUCCCAGAGGAGGAUUUGUUCUCCCCCCACCAGACAGACAGCAUGGACCUGCCCGACACCCCCGUCCUGCGUACCCCUGUAGAGAUGCUGGAUAGGAGGCACAUGGUGCUGAGAACUAUCCUGGACAGUGAGAGGAUCUACCUCAACGAGCUGGAGACACUGCUGAUGCCUAUGAAGGCUCUAAAGGCCACAGCAGGGACGUCUCAGCCGGUUCUGUCCAGCCAACAGGUCCAGACUGUGUUCUACCAGGUGCCUGAGCUCAGAGACCUGCACCGAGACUUCUACACUGGCCUGAGGGACCGCCUGGGGCACCUGGAGCCACAAGCACACCCAGAGACAGACAAGGGGCCCGGGCCAGGGCUGGGAUUGGAGCAGGGGGAGGAGAAAGAACAAGGCCAAAGCGGCUACCAGCUAAUGGUUGGAGACCUCUUCCUAAAGAUUGUGAGCCAGCUAGGUGUGUAUCGUGGAUUCAUUGAUAACUAUGAGAGUGCUGUUGAGAUCGUGAGGAGGUGUACUCAGACUGACCAGCGCUUCAGGAUACUGGCCGAGAGUAUGAUGUCUCAUAAUGGAUCAGACAGAACUAAAACGAAAUACACCUUUGAGGCUCUCCUGUACAAGCCUCUGGACAGAAUCACCAAGACAACCCUAGUGCUGCAUGACCUGUUGAAACACACUCCCCAGCAGCAUAGUGACCACCCCAUGCUGCAGGAGGUUCUGAGACUGUCCCGGGGCUUCCUGUCUGGGGUCAACGAGGGAUCACAGUGCAAACGAGAGGUCACCCUCAGCAGAGGCAUGCGGCGCCAGCUGAUUCGUGAUGGCUUUGUGGUGGAUGUGUGUGAGGGGGGGCGUAACCUUCGCCAUCUCUUCCUGUACACUGACCUGCUGCUGUGCACCAAACUCAAGGGUGGUGCCCAAGGUAAGCAGCCCCAGUACAGGUUCUGUUGGUACCUGCCUCUGGUUGGACUAAAACUCCACUGGGGACCAGAGAUGGAGCUCACCACAGACACACACCACCGCAUACACGCCACGAGAGCCAAGAUGUACCUGCUUAGACACGAGCUGCGACAGACAAUGAAGCCUGUCCCACAGAAGUGCUUGGCAGCUCGUACUAUAGAGCGAAGCAGAUGGAAGAAGAUGGAGCAGCUUGAACUGAUGAUUCUGACACACUCUCCUCUCCUCCCGCUGGAACUACAUAGCCCCAGCGGAAAGAGCCACACUCUGGUGAUGUCAUCUCUGUAUGAACUAGAGGAGUGGAGAGAGGCCAUCCACAAACUCACCGGAGAUAACAGAGAAAUGGUUCCUCCAGACCUGCUCACCCUAACCAGCUCCUGUGUCAAACUGAGAAUGACCCAACAGCCUCCCUUUCACAGCAUACUGCCUGGUGAGGAACAGUCUCUAUGUGGGACUCUUAGUGUAGCCGUUCACUCUGCCAGUGGACUACAACAGCCAGCCAGUGUGUAUGUGUGUGUGGAGGUGGAUGGCUUUGAGUUCUAUGAGAGCCAGGCCCAGACCCACUCCUCUGUCAGCAGCCUCAGCCCUCACUGGGACCAGGAGUUCUCCUUCCAGGUGGAUGGGGCUCAGAACCUCAGGGUGCUGUGUGUGUUGCAGCCAGAGGAAGGAGAGAGCUGUGAGGACCGAGUCCUUUGCAAGACCUCUAUACAGCUGGACCCAGGCCUCCUACAGAAGCGAUGGAGGAGACAGACCCUCUCUCUAGGCCAGGUGGAGGUGACUAUGUCUCUAAAGUACUGCCCUCACCCUCUAGACCCACCCUGUCUGACCCCUGCCCAGCAACAGUCCAUCUUCUGCAUGCCCAUUGGAGCUGUGGCACAACAAGAGGGUGUCCUGGUGCCACAUGUGGUGCGUUGCUGUGUGGAAGAGGUGGAGCGGAGAGGACUGGAGGAGGUGGGCAUCUAUAGGCUAUCAGCAGCAACCAGUGACAUCACCAACCUCAAGACUGCUUUCAACACCAGUCUGCGUGAGGCAGUGUCCAGGUUGAGGUGUGCAGAUGUGAAUGCUGUCUCAGGUAUACUGAAGCUCUACUUCAGAGAACUCCCUGAACCUCUCAUACCAACAGAAUUGUUCCAGAGCUUCACCAAGGCGUUGGACAUUCCAGACCUGAGCUCCAGGAGUGUGACCAUGUUGUCUCUGCUCCAGUCCUGUCCCUCCGUCAACCAAAACACCUUCCUGUUCCUCCUCCACCACCUCAAAAGAGUGUCAGACAGACAGCAUGUGAACAAGAUGCCUCUGAUGAACCUGGCCACUGUGUUUGGUCCCAGUCUACUGCGCCCCCCUGUGGCUGUUCUGGGACAGUGCAGCCCGACAGUGGACAUCUCUCAGGAGGUGGAAGUGCAGGUCCAGGUUGUGUAUUUCUAUCUGCAGUGUGACAACCUGCCUGAAGCCCAGACAUGCAUAUCACAUGACACAGAGACCACUGAGGAAGAUGAGACCACCAACAUAUGAACCUUAAACUCCUGGAAACAUCACUGUUGGCCAACAGAGACUCAGGAAAAAGAGAGAGAGGGGACAUGUAAUCUAUAGACAUUGUAAAGAUAAAUAAAUAUAUUUAUUUGUAAAGCUU
Molecule: messenger RNA, 2778 nt
Organism: Oncorhynchus kisutch (coho salmon)
Lineage: Eukaryota; Metazoa; Chordata; Actinopteri; Salmoniformes; Salmonidae
Product: active breakpoint cluster region-related protein-like
Exons: 22
Coding region: 102-2660 (852 amino acids)
Biological process (GO): signal transduction; positive regulation of GTPase activity
Cellular component (GO): membrane
Molecular function (GO): GTPase activator activity; guanyl-nucleotide exchange factor activity
Source: RefSeq, a predicted model, not a curated record